This is a messenger RNA of Melopsittacus undulatus (budgerigar), 6217 nucleotides long. It is a transcript of the gene RRP15, whose product is annotated as ribosomal RNA processing 15 homolog. Gene Ontology annotation, cellular component: preribosome, large subunit precursor. NCBI's taxonomy places the organism in Eukaryota, Metazoa, Chordata, Aves, Psittaciformes, Psittaculidae. The coding region runs from base 56 to 853 and encodes 265 amino acids. The transcript is spliced from 5 exons. The record is from RefSeq and is a predicted model, not a curated record. Gene Ontology annotation, biological process: maturation of 5.8S rRNA; maturation of LSU-rRNA.
AGCCGGAACGCAAAGUCGCGGCGGGGUUGAGCUGGAAUGCGAUAGUAGGCGGACCAUGGUGAAGAUGGCGGCUGCCGUAGCGGCCCCACGUGGAGAUGAGGCGUCUGAGGGCGAGCAGGCGGACAGUGAUUCUGAGUUAAGCUCAGGGCUUCCAGAGGACAGCUACUCAUCAGGAGGUGAAGCCCUGGAUGGUGAUGAUGAAGAUGAAACAGCAGCCCUUGGCAAUGAGGUUGAAGAGGCAACAAGCUCCAAAGCUGGCCCAAGUGCAGGCUGGGCAGAUGCCAUGGCAAAAGUGCUCAACAAAAAGGUUCCACAAAAUAAGCCCAUCAUCUUGGCCAAGAAUAAAAGUCUGGAGAAAGAGAAAGCAAAGGAAAAACAAGAAAGGCUGGAGAAGAGGAUGAAGCUUGAUAAAAAGCGGGAGUGGGAAAUGAUGUGCCGAGUGAAGCCAGAUGUUGUCAAAGACCGAGACAGAGAAAGAAAUCUUCAGAGAAUUGCCACAAGAGGAGUUGUACAGUUAUUUAAUGCUGUCAGGACACACCAAAAGAAUGUUGAUGAGAAGGUGAAGAAAGCUGGGAGAUCUGAGAGGCAGCGUGCUAAACUGCUGUCAUCUGUUUCAAAGAAAGAUUUCAUUGAUGUCUUAAGAAAUGCAGAGGGCGCUAAAGAAAGCAAGAAUCCUGCUGCAAAGGCUACAAAAAGUAAACAGGGUGAAGUGAAGUCUGAAGAGGGGCCAGAAUGGAAUAUACUGCGUGAUGACUUCAUGAUGGGAGCAUCUAUGAAAGACUGGGACAAGGAAAGCGAUGGAGAGGGCAGUGUUGAAGAAGGAGGUGGUCUGAAACAAGAUGACAGUGACUGAAUGAAACUGAAAACCAGUCAAGUUAAUGUUUUAUAGUCUUUAUUUUCUUUGGAUAAAAAAUCAACAUUCUGUGAAUGUACAACACUUGGAGAAUAUAAUUUUAAAGAAAAAAAGGAAAAGACUUGCGCAACUUUGGAGUAACUUUGGAGUGUUUUCUCCUUCAUGUCAAACUUUUAUUUAAUACAGCUUCAUUUGCUAUACUGAAAUCCUGAAAUAUUUUCCAAAACAUGUAUAAUUUUCAACAUAUUUCCAAAACAUUUUGUACAGUCAAAACAGUGGCACCUGCCCAAUGAAAGACUGAUUUUGCCAAGGUCAUUAAAAGUUUAUACAUUAGUCAUGGCAAGUGUUGUAUUAGUGUGCCUGCAUUUCCAAAUCAGCAUUGCACUUUGAAAGUUGUUAGCAAUUUGCAAUAGAAAUGGCUUACAAUAAACAGAAAUGCCGUCACCUUGUAAAGUUAUCAGACUCCUAUAGAGUCUUUACUACUUUGGCCAGAAAAGGUUUUGUAGAUAAUAAAGAAAAGUAACCAUUAAUGUGAUAGUUCUGGUCUUGGAGCAUUAGUUUGAUUGGAGACAAUUCUGGAAACAUAACUGUAAAAGGAGAGACUUGACCCUACUGAUUGGCUUUUAUAUUUUGUUAUAUAUAUGGAAGUAUGAGUUUUUCCAUUGCAAGUCUGAAGUUGUAUAAGCUAAGAGACUGAUAAGAGACGAAAGGACAGUCAUUGCUAUUAUUUUUGUUGGAGGAGAGAGGACUUUUCUAGCAAUACUGCAUAAAAUUGUGUUCAGUGUUUCCUCAUUUGCAGUUGUGGUGUUCUGGCCUUUUUCAGCAUGGAGCUGGACCUCCAGGAUACAUCCUGUGGGUUUAGGCAGCUGUAAUGCUAAUUCCUGAGGUCUGUAAAGGGUCAAACAAAAGCCCUUCCUCUUAGAUGCAUACUGUAACAGUAGCAGAUUUUGGAAGACAUCUGUCAGGGUAACACUACUUGUCUUUGUUCAAACCACAGCAGUUUUUCCUAAUCAGUUGUUUAGUUGUGAAUAUGUUAUUAUUAACAUACAUAAUAAGAAUAUAUUCUUUAUAAGCAUAUGCAUAGAGAAGAAAGUGCAUUGUGAUUAAGGUGUUCUAAAUGAGAGGCUGAGUUUGAAUUCUGCUGCCUUCACUGUUCCAGACUGGCUGUCUGAUGCUGUGUCAGUUGUUUAAGUUUUCUGUUACAUUUCAUAUGUGAAGAAAAUGCCUUGGGGCCUAUUAAUUGAUACUUUAAAAGCACAGUACUAUUCUGUCUGUUUCUAUAGAUGUCUGGCAUACAAACCUUUCUUUGUACCUGCUUAUAUGCAAGAUAGCAUUGAAAUCUGUGUACUUCAGUGGAUUUAGAUUUUUCCCAACAAAGGCACUGAGGAGAGGCGAGAGGGUUUGAACUUUGUGUAUACUGCAGGAGAAAAAAAAUAUACAUACAAAAUGGCAGAGAAACCCAUCCUAACAACUGGCAAUGCUUAUGUUAUCCCUAGCCUAUUCAUCUGGUGUAGAUAUUGUAGCAUAAUUCUUUGAGGAGAGCUCAAAGCUAGCAGCAGAAAUGUUUAGAUUUUCAAGCUGCUUUGAGUGUUAGACAUACUAGAUAUCUGAGGAGACAUUGGUUUGUGGCCUGAUAUUUAUUAUAACAAACGAAGGCAUACAUCCAAAAUACCAAGUGGCAAAACCACAGAAGUUUGUCAUAGGGUUAUCCUGGCUUCUGAAGGCUAGAUAUCUGUAUAGCUGUUCAGUGAGAGUUGGCAUCUCAUUAGUGCAAAACGAAGAUAGGCUACAAUAUUUCAAGUAGCUACUUAAGCAGAAUAGCAGCAUAAUAGCCUAAUCUGACAUUGCUUUCUUUCUACAGAGCUCACUUAGUUUGUGUGGAAAAAUUACAUCAGCAUCUUUAAAUCUACGGUUACUCUUUCAUUUGAUAUCACCAGUAUCUGCCUGAGAUCAGACUUUUUGAAAGUAAUCUAGUUUUUCUUAGGAACAGUGACAUUAUGACAUUAAAAAUACCCUCAGGCUACUUCUAGAAUACUUGGGUGUUUGAAUUUUACUUGUGCAUUUUUGAAGUGAUGUUUUGAUUAAGGCAAUGGAUUAUUACUUGUUUAUUUAAGAAAAACAUGGAGUAUAUUGAUAUUGCUAAAAAUACCUUGAGCUUCCAUUUCAUAGCAGUACUUUUUUUUCUGUAAGUGGAGAGCAUUUCUUACCUUUUCAGAAGCAUAAUACUCUAUGUAUAUCAGAUACUUUUUAGAUUUUGGUACCUUGCCUUUGCCAUGCCCUUUGGUUGUGCCAUAUUCAGAAAAACUCCUUGAGUAACUUAGAUUGGUAACUACCUCCUAAAGUGAAAUAAGCUCCAGGCUCUUUGUGGCAGAUGGAAGUGUGUAUUUUAACUUUAGGCAUUUGGUGGACGACUUACUUCACAAGCUUUAUUGUAAUGGACUAGCAGUUCAAGAGAAGAGCUAAGCCCUGUUUGGCCCAUACCCCUUCCAGUCUCCUUUCUCAGCUGUGGGAUCAGGCUCUACCCUCCUCCCCACCCGCUUUUCCAGUAAUGUUCUUCCUUUUCCAUAGCUACCAAGAACAACCUUCAGCAGCUUUUCCCAGCCAGCAGAGUGCUCGGUCUGUUUUGCCUGCUCCCAUGAAUAUCUCUGCUUAAGCAAAGCUGUGCUGCUGCCCUUCAUUCCAGAGAGCAUGAAUCAUCUCAACUUUGUGUAUUUCUGUACCUAUCUAUAUAAAGCCAAUAAGGAUGGGGUGGUUCCAGUUUUGUUAGGCUUCAAGCCAACUCUAGAAUAUGUAGAGUUUAAUAUUGUAUGGAUUGCAUGCAAAGCAACAAAGUGGUUUUUCAUAAGAGGAGACACAGGGUGAGCUCUCCCCCAUGUUUCUUACCCUCUCAUCUCAUUUCUCUUUAUGUUAAUUGUGCUAAGUAUUUUUUCAGCAAGCAAAGCAUGAGUUUGCCUAUGGAGAAAAUAGAACCAUCUUACCAUCUUCUGUCUGCUUUUCUGCAGCCUGCUGUUUCCUUAAACACUUGAUGAGUGAUGGUGGAGUAUCCUUGUGCCUGAUGGUACUGCACCAUAUCAUCUUGCCUUCCAUGAUCCACCAUGGAAGAACUCCCACUUCUGCAGUUGUGAGACAGGUUCUCAGAACGAAAGAGCUAGAAACUGUUUUCUGAUAGAGAUACGGCUUUGUGUGUGUGUGUUUUGUUUUAGAGAGAGAAAUGGUUGGAGGCUAUAAAAGUGUUCUGACUAUCUGAUGCUUCCAGGAGAAGGUGGUCUGUAAAGCUGCAUCUGUUCAGAGCUGGCUCAGUAGCUGUCUCCAGGGAGGAAGGCAGAAGUAGAAGUCAUCUGGCACAUAACAGUCUGCGCAAGUUAAAAUGACAAACUACUCAUUCUUAUGAAAUGAGUCCUGGCAUAGUUAAUAUCCACACAGAGCAGUCAUCAAUGCUGUUCACUUCCAGCCCCUGCAAAUUGCUCAAUGAUUUCUUCAAGACUUGCUGAGGUAAGCAGUAAGAAGGCCAGGAGAAGGGUUGAGGAAGGGAAGACUCUUAGGAUCUUAAUAAAUAGAUAGUAUCCUUGUGCUAAAUAAGGUGUUAAAUUUGGAAUUUAGGACCUCAGUGGUCCUAAACCAAGAACUCUGGAGAGUUCUUGGUUACCAAGUUAUGGAAUGCUGUUGAUUUACUCCUGUUCUAAAGCAGCAGCUUUUAACCUCUUGUCAGUAUGUAAGUGUCAAAGGUUUUGCCUCUGUAGAUGAUCUGGCAGAUAAGGGCUUUUCCUUAAUCAUUCUUUUUCAGACUGAUAAGGAUGGCUGAUAUUUCUUAGACAAACCAUUCUGUUUUCAAAUGCAUCUGUUUAAUUGCUGUUCUGUCCUAAGGGAUAUGUUGUAAUAAAACUCCAGUCAAACUGAAUAGCUUCAACAAAAAAGAUGCUUGUAUUUGUGUAAUGCUUCAUCCUUUGGAAUUAUUUCUUUUUGUUUAAAUCCAUGUGUUUAAUCUGCUGGAUAACAAAUUGUACAAUGAAUUAGGACACUUUCGUCAGGUCUUCACAUGUGACCUCAUAAGCACAAAUGGUUUCCAAGAGGCACUUUGGAAGGUGAUUUUAGGAAUACUUACAAAACCCAUUAUUUCUUCACAGUGCCUCAGCGAUUUUAAUAGCCCAUUCUCUCAUGCCAGUGAGUGAACUUUUAGAGCAUUAUUUUGCAACGUUUUCCCAGUGUUUCUUAAUUCUGUUUUCAGUAUAUGUGGUGUUAAUUGUGAACUCCUAACCAGGAUCAGACUUGCACUGAGGUUUGAUAGCACUAGGAUUUCUUACAGACAUAAGUGUUUUCAGAAGUAGCUAAAUAAUUAAUAGAAAUAGGUCACUUAAAAGAUAUGCUGGUUACACUUCUUAUCAGAAACUUAAUGUGUAAUUUACAAACGGUUAAGUAUACAGCCUGCUGAUUUUAUGUACUAAUCAGGUCUUCAAAUCAUGUCUAUUAUAGGCAUGUUUGAUCACAAAUAGAACAUAACAGGGUUGUUUGAGAUAAUUUUAAAACUUGUUUGAAUAUUGAGGUACUUAAAGAUUACACUAGCCAUUUAUGAACCCAUUAUAAACUGCAUUAUGAAUGUAAUCUGGGAGCUUGUGACUAAGAGCCUGUGGCUAUUCAGUCACUUUGUUGCUUUGAAAUUUUUCUUUCCCAGAAGAGGAGGACUUUUCUAUUCUUGUUCCGAAUGGGAAUGAGUGUUGCUUGAUCCAAGCAAAAUGGUAAUGGAAAGCUUUCUUGAUUAUGUGGGUGUUUGCAUUAACUUCUGGGUUGUAUGUAUUCUAUCUAAAGAGGACUUUCUUUGUUUUUCAAGUGAUCCACAAAUCACACGGUAUGUAGGCAAUGAUGUAUUACAAGGGUAGGUUGCUGCAGGUAGAAAUACGAGUAUCAACAGUCCUAGGCUUCAUUGCCAGCUCUGUCAGUCACAGAGAUUUUUAGAAGUGUACUUCUGAAGCAGCCUUUUGCUUUCCAGGGAUAAAUACUGUUCUGCUUCCAUUUCAGAAGAGUGUCUGAGGUCUGGCAGCUGAAUGAAAACUGUUACUACAGGGCUUAGUACGUAAGCUUACUUAUUUGAGACUUCACAUACCUGCUUGGGCAUCCAUCCAUUCACCAUUUCAUGAUGCUCAUUAGACAUGAAAGGUGACCAAACCCAUGGUGAUAGCUUAUCCAUCAUUGUGUAGGUCUGCUACCUCAGUUACAAUCCCAAUCAGUUCCAAAGAGCUUACGGUUCAUAAGUAAAGGGUGCUGCACAGGUACAUGUUCAUAACAGUAGUGUAGUUUUGCAUACAAUUGGGUCUUAGGUGACUGAAAUACUUGACAGUAUCUUGUUACGUACUUAAGAUUUUUUUUUUU